Plasmopara halstedii is the source of this 363-nucleotide messenger RNA. RefSeq lists its product as uncharacterized. The record is from RefSeq and is a predicted model, not a curated record. Lineage: Eukaryota; Oomycota; Peronosporomycetes; Peronosporales; Peronosporaceae. Bases 1 to 363 code for a protein of 120 amino acids. The transcript has a single exon.
AUGGAAGUCGAAUUUGAAUUGAAGGAUAUCACGACUGACAAAAAGCACGGUGUGCGCAAGCAGAUCAUGUCUGUCAAUAUAAGGCGUCCCAAAUCGGUGGAAACGUCGACCGUGUCGGCUUUCGUUAUUGAGAAGCACUACAUAACGAUUGUGAAGGCGGCCAAGGCGACGCCGAUAAUAAAGUGGACUGAGUCGAUGCUGAACGACAAAAACACGGCACUGCUUGACACACUGCCUGACCGCCUAAUGGCAGCAGACGCAAAGGUCAGUGGAAUUGUCAAGAUCAUUGGGAGCGCGACAAACCCUGAUAAAAUUGUGAAGAAGCUGGCCGAGAGUCAUUUUGCGCUCAACAGUGCGCUAUGA